Gadus chalcogrammus (walleye pollock) is the source of this 5207-nucleotide messenger RNA. Its product is annotated as zinc finger protein 431-like. The record is from RefSeq and is a predicted model, not a curated record. Gene Ontology annotation, molecular function: DNA-binding transcription factor activity; RNA polymerase II cis-regulatory region sequence-specific DNA binding. Lineage: Eukaryota; Metazoa; Chordata; Actinopteri; Gadiformes; Gadidae. Gene Ontology annotation, biological process: regulation of transcription by RNA polymerase II.
ACUUCAUUAUUUAUUGCUUAGGAUUUUUUCUUGCAUUUAUUUUGUUUGUAUUAUUUUUAACCAUGUUUAAUAAAAAAAAAGAGGAAAUUACGGGGAAAGGUUACCUCCCCUUUCUCUUAUUUUGCCCGCCCAGAUUAUUUGUCCCGACCGCCCAUGAGAAAAGGAGUUACGAACGUGUACACAUAGUUCGUUCCUUGAGAGACACCGUGGCUUGCAAACGAGCGAAUCAUCGCAGUUGCUCAGUGUUUGGAUGUACAAAACCUCGAAAAAGCCAGCUCAUCAAGUGCUUACAUUCAGCAGCUUCUCUCAAGGCGGGAUGUUGCCUGCCAGACAGAGCACAUGGAAACGCGUAUUAGUAGGCACACAGCUAUCCUUAAAGACUUUGCAGACCCAUUUUAAAAGUGAAGAAGACUGCGAUGCCUUUGGAGACCGUAGCACUCAGCGUGGCACCACCUCAAAGAUUCUGGCGGUGGUCGCCCCUGGCUCCUCCCACUUGUCCAGUCACAUCGAGAAACUGGUGCAGCAGACCCCAGACACCAUUUCAAUCAAGGUUGAAGAGGAUAUUGGUGGAGGAUUGCCUGCCGUAGAAGACUGCGAUGCCUUUGGAGACCGUAGCACUCAGCGCAACGCCACCUCAGAGAUUCUUGGUGUGGACGCACCUGGCUCCUCCCACAUGUCCAGUCACAGUGAGGAACUGAAGAUUCUGAGCGUCUACGGAAAAGGGGAGGGCCCACUGGCGGAGGACGGCCAUGACACCCUCUUCACCGCGUUAGAAGUGGAGGCCCUGAACUCGCUGUCUGCCGACCACAGCGUGGCCAAGAGCCUGGAGCGCGGCGAGCAGCUGGUCUGCCGCAAGGAGCUGAGUGUGCAGCAGCAGACCCCAGACACCAUUUCAAUCAAGGUUGAAGAGGAUAUUGGUGGAGGCUUGUCCACCGUGGAAGACUGCGAUGCCUUUGGAGACCCUAGCAUCCAGCGCAACGCCACCUCAGAGAUUCUGGAUGUGGACACCCCUGGCUCCUCCCACAUGUCCAGUCGUAGCGAGGAACUGCUGCAGCAGACCCCAGACACCAUUUCAAUCAAGAUUGAAGAGGAUAUUGGUCGAGGCAUGCCCGCCGUAGAAGACGGCAAUGACAUCAGAGACUGCAGCACACAGCGCGGCGCCACCUCGGAGAGUCUGCGUGUGGACGCCCCUGGCUCCUCCCACAUGUCAAGUCACAGCGGGGAGCUGCGCAUCCUGAGCGUCUACGGACAAGGGGAGGGCCCACUGGCGGUGGACGGCCAUGACACCCUCUUUGCCGUGUCAGAACUGGAGGGCUUGAGCUCGCUGUCCGCAGACCACAGCGUGGCCAAGAGCCUGAACUGCAGCGUGAGGCUUGUCCGCCUUGAGGAGCUGACUGGGCAUCAGGGCGGCCGCAAGGGCCGGCCCGGUGUCUUGUGUGGAAAGGUUAUUCCCAACAAUGCCAAUAUGAUCAUCCACAUGAGGACCCAAAACGACGAGAAGCCGUACUGUUGCUACCAAUGCAUGAAGCGCUUCAGUCGGAAAGGCGUCCUGAACCGCCACAUGAUGACUCACGAAGGGGUGAAGCCCUACAAGUGUGACCAAUGCAUGAAGUGCUUUGGAGAGAGCUCCAAGCUGAAGAUCCACAUGAGGACUCACACUGGCGAGAAGCCUUACAAGUGUGACCAAUGCACGAAGUCUUUCUCUCACAAAGACUACCUGAAUAUCCACAUGAGAACUCACUCCGGUGAGAAGCCCUACAAGUGUGACCAAUGCAUGAAGUGCUUCAGUCAUGGCUCCACCUUGAACUUCCACAUGUCGACUCACUCCGGGGAGAAGCCCUAUAGGUGUGACCAAUGCCCUAAGUGCUUCAGUCAUGGCCGCAGCCUGAAGUUCCACAUGUUGACUCACUCGGAGGAGAAGCCCUACAGGUGUGACCAAUGCCCGAAGUGCUUCUGUCAUGGCCGAAGCCUGAAGUUCCACAUGUUGACUCACUCUGGGGAGAAGCCCUACAGGUGUGACCAAUGCACGAAGUGUUUCAUUCAAAGCUCCGCCCUGAAGUCCCACAUGAGGAGUCACACCGGCGAGAAGCCCUACAAGUGUGACCAAUGCACGAAGUACUUCCUUCAUACCUCCGCCCGGAACCGCCACAUGUCGACUCACAACGGGGAGAAGCCCUACAAGUGUGACCAAUGCAUGAAGUGCUUCAGUCAGAAAGGCCACCUGAAGAGCCACAUGAUGACUCACUCUGGGGUGACCUACAGGUGUGACCAAUGCACGAAGCGGUUCAGUCUGACAAGAUACCUGAAGCUCCACAUGAGAACUCACUCCGGCGAGAAGCCCUACAGGUGUGACCAAUGCAUGAAGUGCUUCCAUCUUGGCUCCUCCCUGAAGUCCCACAUGUCGACUCGCACCGGGGAGAAGCCCUACAGGUGUGACCAAUGCAUGAAGUGCUUCAGUCAGAAAGGCACCCUGAAGCACCACAUGAUGACUCACUCUGGGGAGAAGCCCUACAGGUGUGACCAAUGCAUGAAGUGCUUCGGUCAGAAAGGCACCCUGAAGACACACAUGAUGACUCACUCUGGGGAGAAGCCCUACAAGUAGGGCUGGGCGAUAUACAGGUUUUAAAAUUAUACCGGUAUAUUUUUGAAAGCGAUAUGUAGUUGAGACAAUACCGCCAUACCGGUAUAUUAUAUAUUAUUUUGAUGUUGCCUUGCGAGCGCUAUUUUAUAAAGCUGACCGCUGCUCUCUGAGCCUACAAACCAUGUUCAGCUGCUCAAUCCCUCCCCUUAUAUGUACGUAGCGUUCUCCCACCCAUUGGCGUUUCACAUCAAACAAAACGUUUCUCGUGAGCACGAGAAAGUAUCUGGUGCGCACGAGAAAGUAUCUCGUUCGCACGAGAAAGUAUCUGGUGCGCAUGUGUGUGUGUGUGUGUGUCUGUGGUCAGCGUGUGAGUGCAGUGGACGAGCGAGCGGUAGCGUGCAUGUACGUUUAGUGAAGUAAUGAUCAAGUCCGGUUGUGUGUAAAAGAAUAAAGCUCCCGGCAAGAAUCGGUGGCCGAUUCAUUCCGACCUAUAAGCAGACCCACUGCUGGUCAAAGUGAAGGGUGUGUUGCCCCUGAGAGAGCAUCGGCCCUGGUGGGAACCUGUCUGAGAGCCGACAGCAGAAAGUUGUAACACUAACCAUCUCGUAGUCAGAGGCGGAGCGCAAGAAAGUAGUACGUGCUCCAAAAGUGCAAGAUAAAAAAUAAAACACAUUAAUUUGAAUGAUUUUAGCUUGCGUGUGAUUUUUCGCGGGCACAGGCACGCACAAGCUAAAAUCAUUCAUAUUAUAGAAGAGGCUGUCAAGGAAAACAGGAUUUUUUUUGUCUCCGAUGACGUCUAUGGUAUCACUCUGCAAAUAGUCCGGUAACUUGUCAACUCCAGCGUCUUCGGUUGUUAUGCGACGUCAACGUCUUCGGCGGACAAUUUCUCUGCUGAUCAACACUACGAAUGCUGGUUACAAAUAAAUUGUAAAAAGAUACACCAUGAAGUUAUUUUUUCGUUUAGGCAAGUAACCGUGUAAUAAGCGGGAUAAUGUAUAGAACGUCGUCGGUCAUUAUUGAAAAUAAGCCCCUUCAGGUCGGUGUCCUGUUCGCCCAGUCGGGGCUUAUUUUCCCGAUAAUGACCGGCGUUCUUUACAUUAUCCCUUACGUAUCUGUUGUUAAAGCACAGCUGUGCUUUGCUGAGCAAAAAAAAGAAAAAAACACUAAAUAAAUGGUUGAUAGUGGCGCAGAGUUAAUACUACACACUUUACCUGUUUUGUUCAAAAUAUCGUUAUAAUAUCGUAUAUCGCCAUUCGAACCGAAAAUAUCGAGAUGUGUUUUGGUCCAUAUCGCCCAGCCCUACCUACAGGUGUGACCAAUGCAUGAAGCGCUUCUGUCAUGGCCACGCCCUGAAGAUCCACCUGAGGACUCACUCUGGGGAGAAGCCCUGCGUGUGUCUGCAGUGCAACGCCAGCUACAGCGACCCAAGCAGUUUGUCUCAAGCACACUUUGGCACGGGGUAACGGGACGCUUUGAUUUAGACCUCUGUCUGGUAUUGGUUUAAAUGACUGCUUUUUGUUUUUCUUUUCAUCACGAUUAAACGCUUUCAACUUUUGAUUCGCUUUCUGAUUUUAUUAAUAAUUGGUGUCUGUGUUGAAUAACUUCUUUGCUUGCUUUUUGUGGUGUGCGUAUGCGCGUGUCGGGGCAGUUGGGCAGAAGGUUAAAGGUCCCAUGGCAUGCCACCAGGUGUGGUGUGAUUGGCCGUUAACAAGCCGUUUUGGAAAUCUGCCCCUUAUGACAUCACAGGUCGGUGUGUCCACCUAGAUGUGUGCUGGAUAGAUCAGUCUACCAGCCUUCCCAUUGGACUGUAGCAAACGUUGUUCAUCUAUCCGUCCCACAUCUAGGUGGACAUGCCCACCUGGGAUGUCACCCUCUGCCUCCACACUCUCCCCCUGUAGCCCCUGUAGCUGGGAACGUCUGCGGAAACACGCACGUUCGUGGACGGUGCUCCGCUUCGGCACAAAAUGCUCGUUGAACUUGUUAAUAACCUCAUUGUGGUCAUCAUCCUCAUGGCCUCAGAACGUGAACGUGCUAAAUAUCGGCUCUGCAUCUUUGCCCAAAGCAUACAAUAGAGUGUUUACUUGCUCAUCGUCGUUCUCUUGGUUGAGUUUUUCUGCAAUCCGAUAACGAGAGAAACGCUGUCUCUGGCCAGCCAGGCCCCGGGCAGGGUGAAGUCAAAUGGGUCCGGCGCGCAAAACUUUUCCCUUUUGCUGCUCUCUCACUCACUCUCUCUCUCUCUCUCUCUCACUCACUCACUCACUCACUCACUCACACAGCCAGUUUAACUCCAACGUACUACAAUGUGUUGAAACACAAGACAGUGUAGUGACGAGUGGUUCUUCAAUACUCUGAGUGAAUUUGUAAUUGAGUUGCUGUGGGGAAAGGAGAACAAGCCUAUCUUGAUGAAUCCUUCAUUAUGUUGUGUGUUCACUAACAGGGGUAGGGUUCGUGCUGGAACUUUCUUCUUCUUUUCUUCGUUUAACUUGGUGUGUGUGUGUGUGUGUCUCGCUGCAGUUCAGAAGGUGAACUGCACCGAGGAGGAUUCACCGCCCCCUUGUGGUUCCACAUGCAUUAACUUUGAUACGUCUUUGAUAUGUCGUUCAUCAAAUAGGAACCUGUAUAUUCA